Molecule: messenger RNA, 5319 nt
Organism: Salarias fasciatus (jewelled blenny)
Lineage: Eukaryota; Metazoa; Chordata; Actinopteri; Blenniiformes; Blenniidae
Gene: thsd7ba
Product: thrombospondin, type I, domain containing 7Ba
Exons: 29
Coding region: 338-5272 (1644 amino acids)
Biological process (GO): actin cytoskeleton organization
Cellular component (GO): plasma membrane
Source: RefSeq, a predicted model, not a curated record
CCGAGUCGGAACGUUAGUCGGUGGGGUGGCUGACAGACAGACAGAGCCAGCACCAGGAACUUAAUACCGCUUGGUACUGCUGGAGGUGUGACAGGCCCAGCUCACCGCACAUUGAUUCACACGGGAUUAAGCCACCGCAUGAUGCUUCAGGCAGAAGGUCUGGCACAGGUGAUUUACAGUCCCUGUCAGACUUAACAUCUUUGGAGGCCUUCUCUGCCCUGCACCCGGCUUCUGUGGGAGGACGAGAAGGAAGGAGAGAAGCGUCUGCCCCUGCAACCACUGGAUCACCCAAAGGGAUGACUGGCAGUCGUCUCGCUCAGGAGUAAGAGAGGAAGAAAUGGGCUGGACUAUGACUCUAAAAGAUGACUUUGGGGUCAUUGCCAGGACACGGCGAGCUGGGAACUACCUCAGCCUCUUCCUGCUCUUGUGUGUCUUUUCCAUUCCAGUCCCCGCAGAUCUCGUCUUUCCUAAAGACCGCCAUUUCUCAUGGAGAGCAGGCCAGUGGGGUCAGUGCGUUGGGGAGGACUGUGGUUCAGGUGGGGUUCAGACGAGGACGAUAUGGUGCAUGCACUCGGAGGGCUGGACUACCCAUCACUCCCACUGCCAGCACAUGGAGAAGCCAGAGAGCCAGAGGCAGUGCUUCAAGGUCUGCGGCUGGCACCAGGACCUCUUUGAGUGGGAGGUGUCUGACUGGGGGAGCUGUGUGCUCGUCCCUUUCUUUUCCAACGAGCUCAAGCUGAGGAUGACGGACUGCAUCACAGCGCAGCACGGCAUCCAGAGGCGCAGAGUCCACUGUGUGCGCACUUCAAAUCGAACCUCAGUCACCUCGAGGAUAUGCGAGUUCUUUUCCCAGAGGCCACCUGUGGAGCAGGCUUGCCUCAUCCCCUGCCCUCAGGACUGUGUAGUUUCAGACUUCACCUCUUGGUCGAGCUGCAGCAAAACCUGCGGCUCCGGCCUUCAGCAUCGGACUCGACACGUCCUGUCGACACAGGUGUACGGAGGGGCGCACUGCCCCAACCUAACAGAAACCAGGACUUGUUUGAGCCCUGUUGGAUGCUCUGCCGAGGAGGGUGAGCACCAGUACAACCUUAAAGUAGGCGCCUGGAGCGAGUGCCGACUGCCCCACCACAAGGAUGCCCUGUUAAGUGGAAGGACCACGGUGGACUUCGGUACAAGCUCCAACGUGAACAACACCGUCACGCUGCACACGUUAGCCUCCCAUCACCAGACUCAUCACACCCACCACCGGCACCACCACCACCUCCACCACGCUCAUGCGCUCAAGUACCCAAUGUCGUGGGAACUGGAGGUGGGAUACCAGACGAGACACGUUCGCUGCACACGGAGUGAUGGCAAGAAUGCGAUGCUGAGUCUCUGCACCAAGGACGGCCCCCCUCUGACUUUCCGGGCAUGUGUGAUGCCUAAAGACUGCCAGACGUCUGACUGGUCAUCGUGGAGUCCCUGCUCCAAGACGUGCCAGUCCGCCGACCUGUCUCCUGGCUACCGCCUCCGGUCCCGACUGAUGACGCAGAUCCCCAUGAGCGGGGGCAAGAGAUGUCCCGGCCUUGAAGAAAAAGAAGCUUGCAACAUCAUUGGGGAUUUACUUCCGAGCUGCCCCAGGUAUGUGUGGAGGGCCACUCACUGGGGGGAAUGCCACAUCCUCCCCUUACUGAGCCAACAGGACAGACGGCAGGCGAACGUCAGUGUUCUGUGUGGACGGGGGAUUCAGACCAGAAAGACCUACUGUGUUCAAGUCCCCGAUGACUCGGCUCCACAUCACAGGAAGGAGGUGUCCAGGCCUGUGCAUGCCAGGCUGUGCGACGGUGAAGAGCCUCCCUCGGCUGUCCAGAACUGCUCCGUUCCCUGCCAGCACCAAUGCUGGCUCUCCCACUGGUCACCCUGGGGUGCCUGCCUACACGACAACUGCAAGGAGCCACAGGGGAAGAAAGGCUUCAGACAGAGGAGAAGAGACGUGUUGUGGCAGACCGAUAGCGCUCUGGGGACUUGCCCUCAUCUGACAGAGUUCAUUCCCUGUGAGGAUCCUUCCUGCUACCUGUGGCAGGUUGACCAAGAAGGAGGAUGCAUUCCCAAUAAGAGCUCCUGUGGUCCUGGAUCUGCGGUCCACAAUAUCACCUGUGUGAGCGCUGAAGGGGAAAAAAUAUCUGACGUGUACUGUGCGGAUGACCCUCCUCCCACAGUGGAGGCCUGCGAGGUGGCGUGCUCUGCAGACUGUGUGGUUGGCCCCUGGUCCUCCUGGUCACCCUGCUCACACAGCUGUGCCACGAAGACUGCGGAGGGCAGACAGAGCCGCACUCGCACUGUGCUGGCUAUCCCUGGAAAAGAAGGGAAGGCUUGUCCAGCAGGUCCAGCCCUGGAGGAGUGGAGAGUCUGCAAUGACCACCCCUGCAUGGUGUUUCACUGGGAGGCAUUGGCGUGGGGCCCCUGCAUCGAGGACUCUUCUAUGGAUCUUAAUGGGACCGGCUUCAAGAAUGAAACCUCAGUCUGUUCUGUCGGACUUCAAAUCCGCAAAGUCAGCUGCAUCAAGAUGAAUUCUGGGCCCGUCAUUAGUAAAAGGUGUUCGGAUUCCUUCCGUCCAGAAACAGUGCGACCCUGUUUGCUGCCCUGCAGAAAGGACUGCAUUGUGACACCCUUCAGUGAGUGGACAGCCUGCCCAUCAACCUGCUUCCCAGAAAACUCAACCGCCGCCACGCAGUCUCGGUACAGGAUGGUCAUUCAGAGGUCUGCUGAUGGAGGUCAGGAGUGUCCCGACACGCUGUACGAAGAGCGGGAGUGUGAAUCACACCGUGUAUGUCCAGUGUAUAGGUGGAGGACACACAAGUGGCACACUUGUACCCUGGUUCCCGAUUCUGUGCGCCGGGGAUUAUCUGGGCCGGCGGAGGCAUGUGGAAAUGGUUUGGAAACAAGAGGAAUCAGUUGUGUCGGGGAGAGCGGCGAGUCAGCCAAUAUGACAGAGUGCCUGCGGUGGGCUGGCCCCUUGCCCCCUCAGAUCAGAGAGUGCCGAAUGGCUUGCAAGGAUGACUGCACCCUAACUGCCUGGUCCAAGUUUUCCGAGUGUGCUGGAUGUGGAAGCUCCCAGAGUCGGAAGCGCUCGCUCACAGGUCGCAGUAAGAAGAAGGAGCAUUGCCUGAACGAGGGGUUGUAUCCACUGGAGGAGACGCAGACUUGUCCCUGUGACGAGUUUUUGUCACAACCGUAUGGGAACUGGUCGGCUUGUAUUCUUCGCGGGUCUUCGGCUCUGGGGUCACUGCAGGGCUGGAUGAGUCACCGAGAGGUAAAGGAGUGCGGCCAAGGUCUCCGCUAUAAAGCCGUGGCCUGCGUCAACCAGCAGGGACACCUGGUCGAGCCGACGCUGUGUACAGACUCAGGCUACAUUGUGGAGGUUUGCCACGUCCCCUGCCCCCUCGACUGUAAGCUCAGCGACUGGUCGGCUUGGUCGGCCUGCAGCACAUCCUGUGGCAGCGGGUUAAAGAUCAGAUCAAAGUGGCUCAGGGAGAAAGCGUUCAACGGAGGACGUCCAUGUCCCAAACUGGAUUUAAAGAACCAGGCUCAGGUGUACGAGGCAGUGCCGUGCCACAGCGACUGCAGCCAGUACGAGUGGCGAGUCGAGCCCUGGUCCAUUUGUACCAUCAAUACUGUGGACGACCUGCCAGCAUGCGGAGAGGGAGUCCAAAGCCGCAAGAUCAGGUGUGUGAAGAAGGGAGCAGCGAGCGGAGAGGAUGGCACUGUGAAGGAGAGUCUGUGUGAUCAAGAAGAAAUGCCACCCAGAGCCCAGGUCUGCUAUCUGGCCUGCCCUGACGACUGUGUCACUGCACCCUGGGGAUCCUGGAGCAACUGCCCUCUGUGUGACCCAGGAGCUUCAAGGAACAGGAGCAGACAUAUCCUUCGCCUCCCAGGUCCUGGUCACACCGAGUGUCCAGAGCUGCUCCAGUCUGAACAGUGUAUCCUCAACAACACCUGCUUCACCUACCAGUACAGAGUCUCAGACUGGAGUACAUGCCAGCUGAGUGAAAAUGCCAUCUGCGGCGAGGGUUUACGACAGCGUGUCCUGGACUGUAUCCGCAGCGAUGGAAAGAUAUUGGAAGUGGAGAAGUGUGAGCAGUUCGGUUUAAUCAACAAGUGGCGGCUGUCUGAGAGCUGUACCGUCGACUGUCCUGUCAGCUGCAUCCUCUCUGAUUGGUCACCGUGGGCGGACUGCUCGCACACCUGCGGGAGCCAAGGUCAGUCCGUGCGCACCCGGAGAAUCCUGCAGGAAGCUCAUGAAGAGGGUCGUCCCUGUCCCAGCCAGCUCACCCAGAUCAAACUAUGUCCCAUAAGGCCUUGCUACAUGUGGUUGUUGAGUGACUGGUCGCCAUGCACGAUAGAGGGUGCAGAGUGUGGGGAGGGGUCUCGGAGAAGGAACCUGUCAUGUGUGGUCCACUGGGGCAGCUGGCAUGAGUCUCCCCCUCAGCCAGUGUCGGAGGAGCUUUGUGGAGAUGUACUUCAGCAGCACGUCCAGCAGCAAAUGGAGCAGCCCUGUUUCGUCCCUUGUCCAGGAGACUGUCAUCUGACUGAGUGGUCAACAUGGAGCUCUUGCCAGUUGACUUGCUUGGAGGGGCGGAGCUUUGAGACCACCGGCCGCCAAGCGCGCUCCAGAGCCGUCAUCAUUCAGGUCAUGGAGAAUCAGGCCAGCUGCCCGCAUCAAGUGUUUGAGACGCAGCCUUGUAAAGGAGGAAAAUGCCACAGUUACCAGUGGAGGACUGGAGGUUGGAGCAACAACGAGAGAGUGGUGUGGUGCCAGCGCUCAGACGGUGUCAAUGUCACAGGGGGCUGUUUCCAGCAAAAACGGCCGACCACGCUCAGACAUUGCCAUCCUGCGUGCACCAAACCCUUCUCGCACUGCACAGCGAGUGGUGUGUGUGGGUGUGAGAAGGGUUAUACUGAAGUGAUGACCACGCACGGCUUCUUGGACUAUUGCACCAGAACCCCGGGGGUGGACAACAACAAGAAAGCCGAUGUGAAAACCAACUCUGGAAGAUUAAAACCGGGGCCAUCUCAGGCCAGAGACCUCUUUACCGAGUGGACCUUAAGACCUGUUGGCCCAGAUGGAAGAGUAAAGCUGUGGGUUUACGCUGUGACUGCGGUUGGAUUCAUCCUAAUACUCUGCAUUAUUGCAUUAUCGUUCCUGGUCUGUAAACCAGCUAAAACCACUAAGAUGUCUCCUCCACCUCAGAAGCCCUUGACCCUGGCCUACGACGGAGACCUGGAUAUGUAAAGCCGGCUGCUAUACCUCACGCCUGGCCUCGGACCGACUCCUGACUG